This is a messenger RNA of Pseudozyma flocculosa PF-1, 1272 nucleotides long. RefSeq lists its product as uncharacterized. NCBI's taxonomy places the organism in Eukaryota, Fungi, Basidiomycota, Ustilaginomycetes, Ustilaginales, Ustilaginaceae. The coding region runs from base 1 to 1272 and encodes 423 amino acids. Gene Ontology annotation, molecular function: UDP-glucose transmembrane transporter activity; UDP-galactose transmembrane transporter activity. The transcript is spliced from 2 exons. The record is from RefSeq and is a predicted model, not a curated record. Gene Ontology annotation, cellular component: Golgi membrane; endoplasmic reticulum membrane. Gene Ontology annotation, biological process: UDP-galactose transmembrane transport.
AUGACGCUGCUCCAGCUCGGCUUCUGCGCCGCCUCCAUCUACUCGACCUUUCUCCUCUGGGGGCUGCUGCAAGAGAGGCUCACCAAGACGCCAUACAUUGCCGCGGCGACGCUCCUCCACCCGAACCCGCAGCCAGAGUUCUUUCGCUCGCCGCUGUUCCUCAAUGCGAUACAGGCAUCCCUCUCUGCCCUGACGGCGUGCAUCUAUCUCCUCGUCCGCAGCCGCGGCACCGGCCAAGGCCUCGUACAGGUCCUUGGCCUGCAGGCGCUCACGCCGUCCGGCGCGGCAAGGGCGCUCGAGGCGCAGCAGCUCAGCAAGAUCGGUGCCAGCGGCAACGGCAACGCCACGGCGAAUGGCAGCAACGGGCAUGCCAAGCCCAACGGCGACGUUGCCGUCGUCAAGCCCGGGUGGAUCUCGCCGCUGCUGCUGCGCUACCUGGCCAUCUCGGCGCUCCAGUCGACGGCAUCGCAGCUGGGCUUCCUGUCGCUGCGCUACAUCAGCUACCCGACGCUGACGCUGGCCAAGUCGUGCAAGCUGGUCCCCGUCCUGAUCAUGAACGUGGUCCUCUACCGCCGCAAGUUUGCGCCGUACAAGUACGUCGUCGUCUCGCUCGUCACGGCCGGCAUCUACCUGUUUAUGGCGUUUGCGCCGGCCAAGGCGGGCGGCAAAAAGGCAAAGGGGCCCGAGUCGAGCAGCCUGCUGGGCCUGGCGCUCUGCCUGCUCAACCUGAUCCUCGACGGGGCCACCAACAGCACCCAGGACGAGGUGUUUGCGCGCUACGGCAGGCAGACGGUCUCGGCGGGCCAGAUGAUGCUCGUCAUGAACGCGCUCUCGGCGGUGCUCAUGGGCGGUGCGCUGGUGCUGCCACUCCACCUCAUCGGCUUCGGCGCUGGCGGCCACGGCUCGGGCUUGGGCUCGGGCUCGAGCUCGGGCUCGCAGCUGAGCGAGGCGCUGGCGUUCAUCUCGCGCCACCCGGACGUGGUGCGGGACAUGCUGUCGUACGCGCUGGCGGGGGCCGUGGGGCAGGUGGCCAUCUUUGAGACGCUGCAGCGGUUCGGAAGCCUGACGCUCGUGUCGAUCACGGUGACGCGCAAGCUGUUCACGAUGCUGCUGUCGGUGGUGGUGUACAACCACCAGCUGAGCGCGCUGCAGUGGGUGGGCGUCGCCGUCGUCUUUGCGGGCAUCGGGCUCGAGGCGCGCGAAAAGAGGCGCGAGGGGCUGGCCAAGCAGGUGCUGCGCGACGAGAAGAAGGCGCUGGCAAAGGACGCCUGA